GGCAGAACAUUAAGGGUGUGUUUUCUUUAUAUCAUGGGGUUCAUAUCCCAUGUAUUUCUUACCAUACUUUUUAUAUGUAUUGGAUUUAGGAACGCCCAAGAAAUAAACCUACAAAGCAAUUACGACGAAGACUCUUUAGAUUAUCAAAAUUUUGAUCCAUAUAGUGAAAACUAUGACUUAGACAAAGUUUCAGAGGACGAUGAUUUUGAACUAAGUGACGGUGAUACCGAACUAAGUGGUGAUAACGGUGGUGGUGUUAAUUUUCAACAAAGUGAUAACGAUAAUGAGGGUAACAAUGACGACGCUUUGGACAUGGAUUACAUGAGUAACAACAACAAAGACAAUGAAUAUUCCAUGGGACAAGAUACAGGUGAUGUGAAUAAUUUCUUUCAGAAUUCUGAGAACGAGGGCUUUAACUUCGGAAAUCCUGGGAAUGAGGGCUUCAACUUUGGAAAACCCGAAGACGAAGGCUUUAAUUUUGAAAAUCCCGAGGACGAAGGUUUUAACUUUGAAAAUCCCGAUUAUGAAGGCUCUAAUUUUGGAAAUCCCGAGGACGAAGGUUUUAGCUUUGAAAAUCCCGAGUAUGAAGGCUCUAAUUUUGGAAAUCCCGAGGACGAAGGUUUUAACUUUGAAAAUCCCGAGUAUGAAGGCUCUAAUUUUGGAAAUCCCGGGAAUGGCUUUAACUUUAGAAAUCUCGAGAACGAAGGCUUUAACUUUAGGAAUCCUAACAAAAGAAAUCCAUUUAUGCAAAAUGUUAACCUUAAUUUUAAUCGACGCAAGCAAGGCUUCGAUCCUAUGAAUGAAUAUUUUAAUUUUGAGACAAAUGACUAUCCAGAUGAGAACUACCCAGUAAAAAAUAAUCCAUACCGUCAAAAUCACUUCCCAGGAGGAAAUCAUCGAAAUGGAAAUAAUCGUAAUGGUCGAAAUAAUUACCCAGGAAGGAACAAACAAAAUGGCCAUGAUAACUAUAAUCAAAUGACUUACCGUAAAAUGAAUGGUCCAAAUGGAAACAAUUUUCCUGGAAAUCCUCGUAGAAAUAAACCAAAUGGAAGGAAUCCUAACGGUCCGGGGAAAAAUAAACCUUAUGGUCAAAUUCUUCAUCCCGGUAAAAAUAAUAGAAAUGGUAUGAAGCCCCAUGGAAAGAAUAAUGUUGAUAUAGAAAAAAUUGCUCAUGUUGAAACAUAUUAUCCAGUUGGAAGUGAUCCACGUUCGGUUUCAAUGGUCAUCAACGAACCAGUGGUGAUCCGCAAACAAAUUCCGGUCAAGGAGGAAGUCAGUAGACAAUUUCCCGAAGAUCCGUAUGAGUUUGAUGAAAUGAAUGUGAAAUUCCGAGAUAUUUUUGUGACUAAUAUACUUAGUGAUCCUAAUUUCGGAACUAGGGCUCGGACAGAUUUUAAGCAAGUAACUCACGUCAUGCUUAAAGCUAUCAGCCUGCUACAAACAGCAGAAACUGAUCCUAGUCAGAAAGAUGUCUUAAUGGUUUCAUUCGCAGCUACGAUAUCAGAGUUAAUUAUAGUUGAAUGCGAUGACUCUGUUACACUUGACAGGAAAGUGCAAAUCGUAACAAGAGCUUUAAGAAAUGCCUAUUUAGAAACAACUGGAAAACCCAAUGAACCGUUGAUUAGGGAGGUUAAGUUAAUUAUAGGUAUUUUGCUGGAGGAAGAGGAACACCCUAUAAAAAGAUUACUUCCGAAUGUUUUCCCAAAAAGAGGACCAGAAGAAACCCUAAUUCCUAGAAGAGGAACGCAAAUAUUCCAGAAUUUCCCGACAAACAUAAUUCAGAUCCAAGCAUUUCUACCAGGAUUCCAAGAACAAUAUCCUUUACAUCACCAUUAUGUUAAAAAAUUCCCAACUCUAACUCAUUUCAUCAAUAAAGGGAAGGCUCCACCAGAAAAACAUAAGCAAUGUUUGUAUGAGUUAAUAGAAUUUAUUUUGGAACAAUGCAGAAGACAUUAUGAAGAAAAGAAUCCAGGUGUAAGAAUACCUUUAUACACGAGAAAACCGACAGGUUUCGAUAUCUUUAUACAAUCACCUACAACAAGAGCACCGCCAACAGGUUUUGAAAUAUAUUAUUCUCGAGAAACAACCACAACCUUAGCACCGAUUGAUAUUGAGUUCCCACCAGAUACCACUCCCGAAGAACGACGAUAUGUCAUAUUUUUCCUUCGCAGGCAUCCAUACAGAGGACAGAAAAAGAAUUACUACAAAUACAUAAAAUACAUAAUUCGAAAGUAUCGAAAAAAACGUAGAAAAAGUACAACAACAACAACAACUCAGCAGACAACAAAACGGCAGGUGGAAAUUACACUGACUCAACCAUCAACUCAAACAACAACAGCAAAUACAGUUGAAAUUACAUUGCAUGAAAUAACAACAACGAAACGGCCAAUACAGAUAAAUAUUACACAAAUUGAAACAACAGCGCAACCAACUACUGUUACAAUGAAAGAUAAGACUCGAUAUUGCAACAACCAAACAGAACCAACAGCUGUUACUAACUCGGAUGGACAAAUUAUACUACUUAUUCUGCCGCAAGGUCCAGGAGGAACACCUCGCCCUAUAACAGGACCAAAUAAACAAGAGAUAAAAUUCAUCGAAAGUCGUCCAGGAACAACUGCUGGAACAGUAACUAAUAGUGAGGGAGAUAUAGUUGAAAUCAUAUUGCCCAGACACAGCUACACAGACAGUGAGUUAUAUGACCGUUCCUUAGUAUUUGAAAAAAGGACAACCAGUAGAUUAGAAUUUAUCAGGAGAAUAAUUAUACAUGGCACAACCCCGCAUAAAAUACAGGGUCAAGAUGGGGCGGAAAUAAAAAUAAUAUAUUGCAAGCGAGCAAAACCAAAAUUUUUGUUUACUAUAACAGAAAAUGAAACCACGAAAAGAAUUACAACAAAAAAACCAUUCAGUAUAAAUGUCACAAAAGAACCAACGACAGCAAAAAUUACCUACCCAACACUUUAUUUUACGGGUAGAUUAGGAAGUGGGGAAACUACACAUUUUGGACAUUCAGAAGCUCCACCACCCACAACAGAGAAAACAACAACAAAAAGGCCAUUUUCAAUUGCAGUUAGAACAACGACGCAGAAGCCAUUCUCAAUUGCAGUAACAGAAGCAACAACGACUAUGAAGCCAUUUUCAAUAGCAGUAACAGUAACGACGACAAAAAAGCCAUUUUCGAUUGCAGUAACAGAAACAACAACGACUAUGAAGCCAUUUUCAAUAGCAGUAACAGAAACAAGCACGAAACAACCUUUCUCAGUUGCAGUAACAGAAAAAACAACGACAAGGAAACCAUUUUCAAUUUCAGUAACAGAAACGACGACAAAGAAGCCAUUCUCAAUUGCAGUAACAGAAACGACAACGACUAUGGAGACAUUUUCAAUAGCAGUAACAGAAACAAGCCCGAAACGACCUUUCUCAGUUGCAGUAACAGAAAAAACAACGACAAAGAAGCCAUUUUCAAUUUCAGUAAUAGAAACCACGACAAAGAAGCCAUUCUCAAUUGCAGUAACAGAAACAACAACGACUAUGAAGCCAUUUUCAAUAGCAGUAACAGAAACAAGCACGAGACAGCCUUUCUCAGUUGCAGUAACCGAAAAAACAACGACAAGGAAACCAUUUUCAAUUUCAGUAACAGAAACGACGACAAAGAAGCCAUUCUCAAUUGCAGUAACAGAAACAACAACGACGGAGAGGCCAUUCUCAAUUGCAAUAACAGAAACAACAACGACUACAGCCAAACCAUUUGAAAUUAGAACGACUGAACGAACAACAACGACGAAAAAACCAAUCCGAUACUGCGAUAACAGUACAGAACCAAAAGCUGUCACUAAUUCCGACGGACAAAUUAUUUUACUCAUUUUGCCGCAACGACCAGGAACAACUCCUCGCCCUAUAACUGGACCAAAUCGACAAACGAUAAAAUUCAUUGAAAGUCGUCCAGGAACCACGCCUGGAACGGUUACGAACAGUAAAGGAGAUAUAAUACAAAUUAUAUUACCGAGACAUAGCUACACAGGAACAACAAGUACAACAUUAAAUGAUAGUUCAUUAAUCUUUGAAAAAACAACAACUAGCCGACUAGACUUUAUACGACAAGUUGUUAUUCAUGGUACUACUCCAAACAUGAUAAAGGGUCCAGAUGGUAAAGAUAUUGGAAUAAUAUAUUGCAAGCGUGUAGGAUAUACUUAUACAACAUCAUAUUCUACUGGAAUAUUGGGAAGUGGGGAAACUACACAUUUUGGGCACACUGAAGCUCCACCCCCACCAACAGAAAGAACGACCACAACAACAAAAUUACCGUCUUCAAUAACCAUGGAACAGACGACAACAACGACUACAGCCAAACCAUUUGACAAAAGCUGUCACUAA
Molecule: messenger RNA, 4371 nt
Organism: Parasteatoda tepidariorum (common house spider)
Lineage: Eukaryota; Metazoa; Arthropoda; Arachnida; Araneae; Theridiidae
Source: RefSeq, a predicted model, not a curated record